This is a messenger RNA of Cololabis saira (Pacific saury), 4365 nucleotides long. It is a transcript of the gene e2f1, whose product is annotated as E2F transcription factor 1. The record is from RefSeq and is a predicted model, not a curated record. Lineage: Eukaryota; Metazoa; Chordata; Actinopteri; Beloniformes; Belonidae. Gene Ontology annotation, molecular function: protein dimerization activity; RNA polymerase II cis-regulatory region sequence-specific DNA binding; DNA-binding transcription factor activity, RNA polymerase II-specific. The transcript is spliced from 8 exons. Gene Ontology annotation, cellular component: Rb-E2F complex. Bases 199 to 1563 code for a protein of 454 amino acids. Gene Ontology annotation, biological process: regulation of transcription by RNA polymerase II; G1/S transition of mitotic cell cycle.
AAACCCGUCCGGGGCUUGUUUAGAUCCGAAUCAGCUGAGACAAUAACAACAAUACCAGCCGACAGCGGCGUCCGGAUGGCGGUUUGGCAGACGGACUCCCCCCGCGAUCAGCAGGAGAGCUGGUGCUGACGGUGACCCGUCUGCACCUCCGUCACCUCCCAGCGCCGACCACGGGGGCCACGCCGGCCCCGCGCCGACAUGUCAGAGACUCUGAUCACGGGCCACACAUCCGAGGACCUGCUGGCGGACUUUGAGACGCUGCUGAACUCGGGCAGCAUCGACCUGGGCGAGGAGCACCAGAUCGUGAUCAUCACCAGCCCCAGCAAUGAGGGGCUGCACCCGGCCAGCGCCCCCAGCAGCACCGGGGAGAUCCUGCUGUUCGCCACGCCCCAGGGCCCCGCCGAGGCCGCGGGCCAGGACCGGCGGAGGCCGCCGCUGGGACGACCCCCGGUGAAGCGGAAGUUGGACCUGGACAGCGACCACCAGUACGUCAGCACCACCCGACCAUCGACCGGCCAGGCCCCGCCUUCCACGCCGGCUCCGCCCAGAGUUCCCCGCAGCACCAACGAGAAGUCCCGCUACGACACGUCCCUGAACUUGACCACCAAGCGCUUCCUGAACCUGCUGUCGCAGUCGGCCGACGGCGUGGUGGACCUGAACUGGGCCUCGCAGGUGCUGGACGUGCAGAAGAGACGCAUCUACGACAUCACCAACGUGCUGGAGGGAAUCCAGCUCAUCUCCAAGAAGUCCAAGAACAACAUCCAGUGGCUCGGUAACCGGAUCGACGCCACGCUGGUUUCCCGCCACAAGGAGCUGCAGAGGGAAGUGUGCGAGCUCACCGAGGCCGAGGAGCAUCUGGACGAGCUCAUCUCCAAGUGCAACCUGCAGCUGCGGCUCCUCACAGAGGAACCGCAGAACAAGAAGCUGGGUUACGUGCGCUGCCAGGACCUGCGGCAGUCGUUUGAGUCUCCGGACCACCUAGUCAUGGUGAUCCGAGCCCCCCCCGAGACGCAGAUGCAGGUGUCCGAGCCCAGCGAGGGAUACCAGGUGUCACUGAAGAGCACGCAGGGUCCCAUCGACGUGUUCCUCUGUCCGGACGACAACUCCGGCGUCUGCAGCCCCGUGACGGGAAACAGCCCGUCCAAGGACAGCGACGCCGACCCCGCCCUCGCCCCGUCUCCCGCGGCGACCCCGGACCACUCGCAUCCGACGAGCACGGCGCCGCAGGAAGCCGGGUUCUCGUCGCCGGCGUCCACAUCCUCCACGGUGACGGCGUCGUCCCAGCAGGAAGCUUCGGGGCUGGCGUUGGCCGGAGACGCAGAAUCGCUGCUGGGAGGCGACCCGUUCUCCAGCCUCGGGGACAUCGCCGACUUCGACCUGUCGCCCCUGUCGUCCUCGGACUUCCUGAACGGAGACGGCCUGCCGCUCCCGCUGGACAGUUUCAUCAACCUGUCGCCCCCCCACGGCCACGACUACCACUUUGGACUGGAGGACCACGAGGGAAUCAGCGAACUGUUCGACUGCGACUUCGACGAGCUGUCGCACGUUCUGGGGGACGGAUAGAUAGACGGAGGAGCAGGAGGAGGAGGGACGGUGGUAAACCGCUCUCAAGGAGCGCUGGGAACCAACGUUUUCUGGACUGAUGUUUGUUUUUAUAACCGCGGGCUUUGGGAGAGUGUGUGUGCCGUGGCCGCCGUCGAUCCCCGAAACACCAACCCAAACUACAUUUAGAAAUUACCCUGAAAUUGUACAGAAAGAGAGAAGAAAAAAAAAAGAAUCAUCAGCACUUGUUUGACAUUUUCAAAUUUUAGAGCGAGAGUUUAGCUUUAGUAUAGCUAUUUAAAUUAUUUAUAUGAAUGUUAUUUUGAUAUUUUGUACCAAGUGAGGUUUUGGAUGUUGUUCAUGUUUUUAAUGUAAUUGGAUAGUGGAGGUGUGUGUGUGUGUGUGUGUGUGUGGGGGGGGGGGCAUGUGGUUAGUUUCCUAAACUCUGAUUUCACCCGUAGACUCUUAAAACCCCCCGUUUCAGGGUCUUUUCUGCAAGUUGGGGAAACGAGCCUUAACUGAUACCGACCCAAUGAUGAAGAACGUCGCGAGCAGGAAACAAAAGGGAACGUUUUUUUCCAUCACAAAUAACUUUAGAAAACUGGAAUUGUGUUAAUAAGCUGCAAUUUGUCGUCUCUGGUCACUCCGGUCAAAAUUUCUACAGCAGAACUUUUUUUUUUUGUUUUUUUGUGCCGCUAGUGGCCUUUUAUUGAGAAAGUCGGUAGACAGGAAGCAGGUAGAGCGAUCCAGGGCCCCUCGAGCAGAACUUUCUGGUGAAUUUGGUCAAAUUAAACAAAUUGUACCAGAUACUAAAAAUGAUUUAAUGAUCAUUUUUGCUUUUGUAAACUAUUUCACGUUAGUCUGGAGGUGCUCUAAAACAUUUUAGUCGAUUUUGCAGUAAAACGUUGUUGAUCGAAGGUGGUGUCGUCAGUACGGAAGAGUAUUAGGGCCAUGAAGGAGAAAAAAUAUUUUAGAGGAGGAAGAUUUUUUUUCUUUUAUUGUGCACUUCGAGAAAAAAGUCGAAAUGUUGAAAAGUCGAAAUGUCGAGAAAAUAGUUGAAAUUUCGAGAUUAAUGUUGAAGUACAAUUUGGAGAAAAAAGUCAAAAUGUCGAGAAAAAAGUUGAAAAGUUGACAUUAAUGUUGAAAUACAAUUUCGAGAAAAAAGUUGAAAUUUCGUCAAUUAAGUUGAAAUUUCGUGAUUAAUGUCGACAUUUCGAGAAUAAAGUUGAAAUACAUUUCGACUUUUUUCUUGAAAAUUGUACUUCAACAUUAAUCUCGACAUUUCAACUUUUUUCUCGACAUUUCGACUUUUUUCUCUACAUUUUCAACUUUUUUCUCGAAGUGCAUUAUGAUUAAAAAAAUCUUCCUCCUCUAAAAUAUUAUUUUUAUUUUUCUCCUGCCUGGCCCUCUUCCUCUCUUCCGUACGUCAAUUCUGGAGCCAUCUUGGUUCUUUUUAACAAAAAAAACCCCAUGUUUUUGUUAAUUGGCUGGUUUCACUAGAAUAAUUUAUUAACACAAUUCUGGGCGGAGUGUCGUCGUCGUGCAGGAAACGCAGUGCGGAUCAGGCCGCUGCAGCUACGGUGGUGGGUUCAAGAGGAAAGUUAAGCGGGCGUUCAGCCGUACUCUCAGGUGCUCGGAGCGGGACAAAGUCUUAACGUUUGUGGUGCCAGCGUGUAUCAGUGUUGUUUUUGUUUAGGUUGGUUUGCGUAGGUCCACUGUAGACUUCUACAGGCGAGUGGAAAGUUCCCCGAAUUACCCGGACGCUGCGAGGGUCGGGCCCAGGCUCGUGCAGCGGCGUCGGUUCGAUAAAGAACUCGUAGGUUUGGGUCUUGUGACAGGAAUGCAGGACAGGGCUCACCCUGUUGCUGCUCAGAAUAUGCACUUCAUAUCAGCUCAGUUAACGUUCAUGCCUUAAAUCAAUGACUCCUCUAGUUAAAAAGUGAUCCAUCUUAUCGUAACCCUCAAAGAUCCAUUCUUUCUUUCUUUGUUUUCUGCCUGCGGUCACAUCAUAGGCUGCUUCUUCACUCAUUUUCUGUUAAAAUCAGUAAUAAAAUGUACAUCAUGUCAUUAACUUGGUGAAUUUAAACCUCAUAUAUUCUUGUACACACAAAUGUCUUUCCGCUCCCUCCCUUUUUAAGUUAUCUAAGCUAACAUGCUUUUUGCAAGUAUUCCUCAAGAUUUUAUUUGGUGUGAGUUUGUGUAUGUGUGAAUUUUGUUUAAUUUCAUAUUUAUUUAAAUUGUAAAAAAAAAAGAAGAAAAAAAGGAUUUUAAUAGAAUGGUAGAAGCGAGUUUCUGAUGUCGGUCAGGAAGGGACUUUGUUUUUAAACCAUGAAAAUCCUGGAUAAAACAUUCAGUUGUUCAAUAGAAGUAUUUUGUUAUGAAUAUAGUUCUUUUUAGAACAUUUAUAAUUUUCUGAUUUCCCCCUUUUAAUAUGCUAAAUAUAUAUAUUUAUACAGUUUUCUUCCUUCAUAACGUCUGAUUUUCAAUUUUCCUCGCCUACGCCCCCUGGUGUUCAAGACGAGGAAAUGCAUGUUUCGAUCGAUCCACUUGCUUCUGUGCAGUCGUGUCAUACGUCUGUCUGUCGGUCCAUUCGUUCCUGCAGGAACCUCCAUAAUCUUGCGACUAUUGAUUAAAACGACGACUCCUGCAGGUUAUCGGAGCAGUUUAUGCCCCACAUGCAAUGUUAGAAAAAAAACAACCAAAAAACUGCAACGUAUUCCAGAGUCACCAUAAGCUGUGCUAACGUUUUGACUAAGUGUGUUAAACUGUUUUGGCGUCAAAUUAAGUCCGUUAAAAGAGUGGGCAAUAAGUUCACCGACCCUU